GCGCGGGGCGCGGGCGCGGGGAGCGCGGCCUGUCCGAGCCAUGGCGGCCCCGGAGCCGGCGCCGAGGAGGGGCCGCGAGCGGGAGGACGAGAGCGAGGACGAGAGCGAUAUCCUGGAGGAGAGCCCGUGCGGCCGCUGGCAGAAGCGGCGGGAGCAGGUAAACCAGGGGAACAUGCCAGGCAUUCAGAGCACGUUCCUGGCCAUGGACGCGGAGGAGGGCGUGGAGGUGGUGUGGAAUGAGCUGCACUUCGGCGACAGGAAGGCCUUCGCCGCCCACGAGGAGAAGAUCCUGACCAUGUUUGAGCAGCUGGCGCUCGUCGACCAUCCCAACAUCGUGAAGCUGCACCGCUACUGGCUGGACGCCUCGGAGACCCGCGCGCGGGUCGUCUUCAUCACCGAGUACGUGUCGUCGGGCAGCCUCAAGCAGUUCCUGAAAAAGACCAAGAAGAACCACAAGGCCAUGAACGCCCGGGCCUGGAAGCGCUGGUGCACACAGAUCCUGUCAGCGCUCAGCUUCCUGCACGCCUGCAGCCCCCCGAUCAUCCACGGGAACCUGACCAGCGACACCAUCUUCAUCCAACACAAUGGCCUGGUCAAGAUCGGCUCCGUGUGGUACCGCAUCUUCUCCAACGCCCUGCCUGACGACCUGCGGAGUCCGGUGCUGGCGGAACGCGAGGAGCUACGAAACCUGCACUUCUUCCCGCCCGAGUAUGGAGAGGUGGCCGACGGAACGGCCUUGGACAUCUUCUCCUUCGGGAUGUGCGCGCUGGAGAUGGCCGUGCUGGAGAUCCAAGCCAACGGGGACGCCCGAGUCACCGACGAGGCCGUGGCCCGGGCCAGACAUUCCCUGACUGAUCCCGACACGCGGGAGUUCAUCCUCUCCUGCCUGGCCCGAGACCCCGCGUGCCGGCCCUCUGCCCACAACCUGCUCUUCCACCGCGUGCUGUUCGAGGUGCACUCGCUGAAGCUCCUGGCGGCACACUGCUUCAUCCAACACCAGUACCUCAUGCCGGACAAUGUGGUGGAGGAGAGGACCAAAGCCCUGGACCUGCAGGCCGUCUUGGCGGAGGUGCUGCGGCCCGCCCAGCCCCCGGUGCAGUGGCGGUAUUCGGAGGUGUCUUUCUUGGAGCUGGACAAGUUCCUAGAAGAUGUCAGGAACGGCAUCUACCCACUGAUGAACUUCGCUGCUGCCCGGCCCCUGGGCCUGCCCCGGGUGCUGGCCCCACAGCCAGAGGAGGCCCAGAAGACCAAGACCCCAACGCCGGAGCCCUUCGACUCGGAGACCAGAAAGGUGAUCCAGAUGCAGUGUAACCUGGAAAGAAGCGAAGACAAGGGGCGCUGGCAGCUUACCCUGCUCCUGGUGCUGGAGGACCGGCUGCACCGGCAGCUGACCUACGAGCUGCUCCCGACUGACAGAGCCCAGGACCUGGCCACCGAGCUGGUGCACUACGGCUUCGUCCGCGAGGACGACCGCGCCAAGCUGGCCGCCUUCCUGGAAAGCACCUUGCUCAAGUACCGCGGGGCCUAGGGCUGCCCGGGUGACCUCGGCAGCCCAGGCCUCGGUCUGAACCCCGGGGAGACCCCACCGGUGGCCUGCAGGUGUCUGGCCAGAUCCGGAGGGAGGCUACGGCCCAGCAGCUCCGGCUCUGGGGUGGGUCCACCUGGCCCCCAGGAGGCACAGAACGUGGGCUCCCUGUGUGACAAAGUGCCAUGCAAGGGUCCUCCUGCCACCCAACAGUGACACUGUGGGUGGGCAUCGCGCCCAGGGGCUUCUUUAGGGCUGACCACUGACUUAGCUGCCGUAGCACGCUACCAUAACAAGGCAGGUAGGCAGGGCCGGGGUGGCUGGGCUGAGCCCCUGGCCCUGGCCUGCUGUGUGCCU
This is a messenger RNA of Ochotona princeps (American pika), 1882 nucleotides long. It is a transcript of the gene NRBP2, whose product is annotated as nuclear receptor binding protein 2. NCBI's taxonomy places the organism in Eukaryota, Metazoa, Chordata, Mammalia, Lagomorpha, Ochotonidae. The transcript has 18 exons. Gene Ontology annotation, biological process: endoplasmic reticulum to Golgi vesicle-mediated transport; protein phosphorylation; intracellular signal transduction. Bases 41 to 1528 code for a protein of 495 amino acids. The record is from RefSeq and is a predicted model, not a curated record. Gene Ontology annotation, molecular function: protein serine/threonine kinase activity; ATP binding. Gene Ontology annotation, cellular component: cytoplasm; endomembrane system.